Molecule: messenger RNA, 777 nt
Organism: Exophiala bonariae
Lineage: Eukaryota; Fungi; Ascomycota; Eurotiomycetes; Chaetothyriales; Herpotrichiellaceae
Exons: 1
Coding region: 1-777 (258 amino acids)
Biological process (GO): iron-sulfur cluster assembly
Cellular component (GO): cytoplasm; mitochondrion
Molecular function (GO): 2 iron, 2 sulfur cluster binding
Source: RefSeq, a predicted model, not a curated record
AUGUCAUCCACACACCUCAUCCCCAUAACGACGUCAUCCGCCACCUUCUUCAGAGCACUUGCAAUUGCCUCAACCACGAGGUCAUGUUCCCACGUCUUCAGGACCUUUUCGUCCACUAGAUGUUCUCUACAAUCCUCCAAAAGAGAGUUAUAUACAGCACCUUCCUACCAACCACACACUCUACCCGCCGACUUCCCACUACCACCACGCAACUCCAGUGUGCCCAACACUUCCAUCGCAGGUACUCCGAAACGAACUCAUGAUGCGAACCCUGUGCAGUCGAAGCCGCAACAAGGCGACGCGAGAGAAACAGCCAGCAUCAUCGUGCCCGAGUUUGAGGCGCAGAAGUCCAAACCGGUGGAAGCACCCACCACAUCUGCUGUCAAGGAGGUAGACCCAGGGACGGAGGCCAAGCCCAGCAAACCCCGAAGAAGCAAACUGCGGGCUCGCAAAGCAGCAAUGUCUAUUAGCGCGGAUGCAGUAAUCCAUCUCAAAGAAUUACUCGAUCAACCCAACCCAAAGAUGAUCCGGGUAGGAGUGAAGAAUCGAGGUUGUUCGGGACUCGCCUAUCACUUGGAAUAUGUUGAGAAAGCGGGCGCUUUCGAUGAAGUGGUAGAACAAGGAGGAGUCAAGGUCCUGAUAGACAGCAAGGCAUUAUUCAGCAUUAUUGGGAGCGAGAUGGACUGGAUGGAGGAUAAACUAAGUGCCAGAUUUGUUUUCAGAAACCCCAACAUCACUGAACAGUGUGGAUGUGGCGAAUCCUUCAGCGUCUCAUAG